AUGGAGAAAAAGAGUCGUUGCUUGCCUUGCACGUUUUUGAUAACCGCGAAUCGCACCGCCAGCACCGCAUCGUACUUCGCGUCACCGCUCGCCAAUUCUCAACGCGAGGCUUUGCUUCCAGCUUGUUCCAAAAGCCUUUCUGUCGACAUCAUGCUGCUUCCUGGUGUCCCGAGCUCCUGCGAAUUUCCACAGCCCUUGGGUUCUGGUGCGUUCCCGAGUUCGUCUCUGGCCGAGCUUCGAGCUGAUCUUGCGGCCACUUCUGGGCCGUCUCCUUUGAAGCGUUCUGGUGCGUUCAGCUGCUCGGUUUCGUUUGUGUUCUGUAUGGCAUCGACGAGCUUUGAUCCUUCGGGCAGGGGUAAGGGCAAACCCCAGGUGCCCAUUGCAAGGAGUCGAAGCCGUGUGCGAUAUGCCUCUAGAGGCCGGAAUAGAGGAUGCCCUGGUAAUCUGAAUCGGGAGAGUUCGAGAGCUCCCCUUACCCGAUCAUGGGUCAAUGUGGCUAGUCUGUCCUCUAAAGGAUAUGAGCUAGGCUUUGCUCCACCUAUUUCGGUGGGGAAGAAAUCGGUAGUGCGGUUGUCUGAGAAUGCUAAGUUUGCUGGUGAUCCGAAAUGGAACUCUUGUCUGGUGGGAUAUUAUAUUGGAAAGAAUGUGCCAUUUAAGAUUACUGAGAUGGCUCUAAAACAGGCUUGGGGGGCUCACCUGUCCGAAGUCCUAGCCAAUGAUGAUGGUUUCUAUUUUUUCAUCAUCCCUGAUGAUGAAUUCAGGAAGAAAAUACUGGAUGAAGGGCACUUGACAGUAUCCAGAAUCCCGUUAGUACUCAAGCAAUGGCAUCAUACAAUGGAGCUGAAAAAAGAUCUUCAAUCUUCGGUUCCUGUCUGGAUUCGGCUAAAGAAUAUACCCUUUGCGUAUUGGUCAGCUCCAGGAAUUAGCGAGAUUGCAAGCGCAGUAGGGAGGCCCUUAUAUGUAGAUCCUUUGACGGAGAAAAUGAAACGUUUAUCAUUUGCUAGAGUCUGUGUUGAAAUUUCUGCAAAACAGGAGAAAUGCGAGGAAGUUGAGGUAUGGGUGGAUGACAAAGCCUUCUCGGUUCAGGUGCUUUAUGAAUGGAGACCGAAUUCAUGUGAGAAGUGCUGUGCAUUUGGCCAUAAUUGCCUGGCAAAGGUAGGCACCAAGCAACCUCCAGUUGCUGCAGUUCAAUCUGUUGCUGCUGCAAAUCUAGUUACUGCUACUGCAAAUCCAGUCUCUGCAGAUCCGUCUACUACAGAUCCUAAUAUCUCUUCCUCCUCGGAGGAGGGAUGGAAGCAAGUCACCAAUAGGAAAAAUAAACACCUCCAGGGACAUAAGGAGAAGCUAGGACUUACUCCUCCAAUCCUGACCUUAAAGGCCAAAAUGGCUGAUGGUCCGAGUAAGAUACAUGCUCCCCGAAGGUCGAUCUCGGAAGGUGAUGGGAACUCCUUAGCUCUUGCUAUCUCUAAGCCUGUCGAAGCUGUGGCAGCUUUGUCUUCUGGAGAAGAAUUGGAGGAGGAUGCAAGGGCUGUUAGCAAUAGUAGCAGUGAGGAAGGGGAUUCAGCCCCUGGUUCGCCAAGCCUCCAGGAUGCUUCUCAACCUCGGCCUAAGACGCCGCAUAUUCAAAAGGCCCCGCUGAAGAUUUCUUCUAUGGCCAAUCCCUCUAAUGCUCCUAAUAAGGGGUCGAGCAGGAGGAGGCCACCCAGACGAAGGGGAUUGGGAAACCCUGUUAAGCAAGCCGAAAUCAGGAAUUUUGUUAGGUCCAAUAAUCUUUGCUGUGUUGGUAUUAUUGAGACCAAGAUCUCCGAUGCUGCUUUUAAUUCGGUAUCCUCUGUUUUAUUACCUGGUUGGCGGUGGGUUAAUAACUAUAAUUAUUCCCAUAAGGGGAGAAUUUGGGUGGGUUGGAACCCCCGGGAGGUCGAUUUUUUGGUUAAUACCUCCUCGAAGCAAGUCAUCCACGGGAGGCUUCUUUGGCUGAUUUCGGGUAAGGUCUUGUUUCUUUCGGUAGUCUAUGCCGAGCACUGCUUCAUGUCUAGAAGGCCUCUAUGGGAAGAUCUUAUUCAUACCAAUGGUAUCCUUUCCUCUACUCCCUGGAUUGUUGCUGGGGACUUCAACGCAAUCCGUGACCCUUCGGAUAGAGUGGGUGGUUCAAAUGCUUGGAUCCCGGCUUUCGAUGAAUUUAAAGAUUGUUUGACCCAAGCGGGCCUAGAUGAUCUGCGUUAUACUGGAUAUAGGUAUACUUGGACUACUUCAUCUGGUCCUAACCGCAAGCAGAGGAAAAUAGACAGAGUGUUGAUAAAUGGCUGUUGGAAUUCGACAUUUUCUUAUUCGGAAGCAUCCUUUUUGGCUCCAGGCAUAUCAGAUCAUUCCCCGAUGCUUGUUAAGGUUAUGCAGGUACCAAAAUCUUCCAAGCCAUUUAAGUUCUUUAAUUUCUGGAUGACCCAUCCAGAUUUCUUUUCAUUGGUUUCGGAAGCUUGGCUUUCUCCUAUUCAAGGCUCGCCCAUGUUUACUCUCUGUGCAAAGCUUCGGCUUCUGAAAUGCAAGCUGAAACAGCUCAACAAAGAAGCAUUUUCUGACUUGUCUAUGAGAACGGCUAAGGCCAGGCGAGCUCUCCAUGCUACUCAGGAUGCAUUGCAAGCUGAUCCCUCAAAUGGUCGUCUUGCGGAAGCCGAGAAGCAGCAGAUUCAAGUUUUCACGGACUUGCGACUUCAAGAGGAAUCGUUUUAUCGGCGAAAAUCCGAGGUACGGUUGAAGGAUGGGGACCUUAAUACCAAAUUUUUUCACCAAGUUGUGAAUAAGCGUCACCUUCAAAACAGAAUUAUAUCUGUGACUAAUGGAAAUACCACUACCGUUGAGCCUUCGGAAGUCCAGAAGAUAUUUGUUGAUCAUUUUCGUGAUCUUCUUACUGCAACUCCUGCUGUCGCCUAUCCUACUAUGGAGGAGAUCCGAGCAGUGCUUAAGCAGACUCUAGAUGUGGAUCAGGUGCGGUUUCUAUCUGCCCCUAUUUCGGAUGAUGAAAUUAAAGAUACUUUGUUUUCUCUUGCCACCGGAAAAGCUCCCGGGCCUGAUGGUUUCAAUGUUGAGUUCUUCAAACACUCUUGGGAUGUUGUUGGUGCUUCGGUUAUCUUGGCGGUUAGAGAUUUCUUCGUAACAAUUGAGUUGUUGAAGCAAAUUAAUACAACCAUUAUUGCCCUUGUGCCCAAAAUCCCCAAUGCCUCCACUUUGUCCAUGACUUCGAGCCUAUUGCGUCUUUGUAACACUAUUUAUAAGUGUAUCACUAAGCUGAUUGCUAAUCGUUUAUCUCGUGUGCUGCCAUCCAUCAUUAGUUUGCCUCAAAAUGCAUUCGUGAAGGGUAGGCAUAUCAAUGAUAACAUUUUGGUUGCUCAAGAAUUGUUCAGUGGGUUUCACCAUGAUCCGUAUCGGCCCAAAUGCGUAAUCAAGGUUGAUUUUAGGAAAGCAUACGAUACAGUUAACUGGGAAUUCAUUGAAGUUUGCCUUCAAGCUUUCGGCUUCCCUCAGCACUUUAUUGACCGAAUUAUGAGCUGUGUUCGUUCUCCAAAAUUCUCGGUAUCCUUAAAUGGAGAGCUGCAUGGAUUUUUUACAAGUGGCAGAGGUAUCCGCCAAGGUGACCCUAUGUCUCCAUACAUAUUCACUCUUGUGAUGGAAGUAUUUUCUGGUUUAUUGGACAUUCAAACAGGCAGGCCUGGCUUCGGUUUUUUCUGGAGAUGUAAAUCGACCAAGCUCUCCCAUCUAUUCUUUGCGGAUGAUGUCCUUUUAUUCUCGGAAGCUAGCUUGGCCUCUAUUGAUCUCUUGAAGGCUGGAAUUGAUUCAUUCUCCAAAUGGGAGCGGAUUGGAGCCGAAUCGAAUAAAAGUGAAGUGUUCAUAGCUGGUGGUUCGUCUGAUCUUCGAAGUGGGAUCUUGAACAAACUUGGCUUCCAGGUUGGUUCUCUCCCUUUCCGAUACCUUGGAGUACCAGUUAUAUCCGCAAGGCUAGGUAAAGCGGAUUGUGUUAUGCUGGUCAAUGCAAUAACAGCUCGCGUUCAAUCUUGGACCCAUAGAUUCCUGUCAUUUGCUGGUAGACUUCAGCUCAUUAAGUCUGUGCUCUACUCUAUUCAAGGCUUUUGGGCAAGUGUAUUCUUCCUGCCAUGUGCUGUUUUAGAUAGAAUUGAGAAAAUCCUCCGCCAAUUCCUUUGGAAGGGGCCGAUGUUGGGUCUAGGCGGGGCCAAAGUAGCCUGUUCUUGGGCUUGGAAAAAGCUCCUCCGCCUUCGUAGUAUUUAUCAGCAGCAUUUUAGAUGGAGGAUUGGCAAUGGCAGGUCUGUGUCAUUUUGGUUUGAUCCGUGGCAUCUUAAUGGCCCUCUCAACCGCCUAUUCUCUAACCAGGAGAUCUACCGUUCUGGCAUCCCUAGAGAUGCCUCUCAUUGUGAUGCUCUCUCCACGCCUUUAGGCUGGUAUGUCAUUAAUAUUAUGGCCAAUUGGUGGGAUCCCAUCCCUGAAUUUAACCAGCAAGCGGAUCGUUUUCAGUGGAUUCGGCACCCCUCGGGCCGUUUCUCAACAGCUUCUGCCUGGGAAUUAUUGAGGCCGAAAGGUGAUGCUGUGCCCUGGUCCUCGUUCGUGUGGAGCUCCUCCAUACCGCCGAGAUACCAAACCCAUCUCUGGCUUAUUACUCGUAAUAGACUGCCAACACAGGUCCUGCUCCUCUCCUACGCCAGGAUUCCAACAGCUCUCUGUCCCUUUUGCUCCCGUAGGCCUGAUUCGGUGAACCACCUCUUCUUCGCGUGCCAAACUCCGGGUAAUCUCGCAUCCUUCUGGGCUGCUAAGUUUAAUAUUUUGUGGCGUAACAAAUCCUGGCAAGAGAACCUGGUUUGGGCGAUGAAGCACUUCUCGGAUAAGAGCUUUUAUAACUCUUUGGCUAUGUUUAGCUUUGGAGCCCUUUGCUAUAUCAUUUGGAAGGAGCGCAACAAUAUUAUUUUCAGAAACCAGACUUUAUUCCUCCCGGCGAUGAAGAUGCAUCUCCAGAAGGCAAUCAAGGAUAAGGCGUCGACCUUUAAGCAUGUGAUAGAUACCCCGAAGAACAGAAGACUCGCAAUGAGCUGGGACUUGAGUCCUUCUAUCUUUCUUUGA
Messenger RNA from Eucalyptus grandis, 5121 nucleotides. RefSeq lists its product as uncharacterized. Lineage: Eukaryota; Viridiplantae; Streptophyta; Magnoliopsida; Myrtales; Myrtaceae. Gene Ontology annotation, molecular function: catalytic activity. Bases 1 to 5121 code for a protein of 1706 amino acids. The record is from RefSeq and is a predicted model, not a curated record. The transcript is spliced from 5 exons.